UUAAAUUAAUUUACAGACACAGUGUCUCUCUAUGAAGUGGUGCUGGAUAUCAUACUUAUUUUUGAAAGCUGAUCGAUACAUCAGUCACUGCUCGCUGUGGCGGAUUACACAGCGUUAUUUAUAGCAAGUGCUUUUCAAAGUGAGAGCGCAACCUGCAGCACAUACAAGGGCAUAAACAUCUUGGUGUAAUUCUGCGUACGCUAUUCAAACACUUCAAAUCAUUGGUAGUUUGAUGACAUAAAAUCAAUCAUGCAGUGUCUAUACCUAAUAUGGAUAAUGAAAACGCAGUUAGUCCCAAACACGGCGUUUGAUAACCGAUUUGAUUACCAAAAAAGGUGCCGAAUUAUCAUUAUUGAUUCGUAACGUUAAAUGCUGGUUGAUUCAUACAGGGCAAUUUUUUAGCACACCUGUGACAAAUUUCCUCUUUAAAGAGACUUGUAUUUGCGACUGAGUAUAAAUAGUCCUGAAAUACAUCGCUAAAAGUUAUAUUUGACCGAAAAGCGAAUAGAGAGAGGGAAAACGUUUCAAAUUAAUUAAACUAUACACGUGCAAGUUUACAGCAAAAGUCAAAAUGUCUUCUGGAGUUAAAGUACUAGAGGAAUGCCUGACAGCCUAUAAUGACAUCAAAAAGAAUAAGAAAUAUGUUUAUGUCAUCUUUAAAAUCGUUGACCAUAAUGGCAAGGCGCUCUCCGCUAUUAGUGUAGAUCGUACUAGCUGUAGUACUGGCCAAAAAGAUCAGGAUGAACAAGGUAAGGCCUAUCAAGAAUUCCUUGAUUACUUAAGAGAUACAGAAGAAAAAAGAGAGUGCUGUUAUGCUCUUUUUGACUAUGGAUACACACAAGAAAAUUCAACAUGGAAGAAUUCUGUCAUUUUUUUCAGCUGGAAUCCUGAGAAUGCUAUAAUUAAACAGAAGAUGUUGUAUACAGCCAGUGUCAAAGACUUCGUUGCAAAGUUGGAAGGAAUUGGCAAGACCAUUCAAGCCAACUCAAUGGAUGAUGUGGCCGAAUCUACAGUAAAAGCCAAGUGUUUGAAGUCAUCACGUGCUACCUAAAGACAGACUGAUAAAAAGAAAACCCUUUUGAAGAAAGAAGAAGAUAGAAUGAUUUAAUUUAUAAUGAAAAGAAUAAUGAUUUUCACACUUACCAGGAAAGAUUCAAAUCAGUAGAGGGCAUGUGCAGUGUUUUUUCUUUAUAUGCCUUAUCAAUUCAUUUCAUUCUUAUUAACUGAAAUGUACAUUUGGAUGCCUUUAGGGGAGACCGGGGCUAGUUGGCCCAGUUAGACACUUUUUGCUUUGUAGAGCAAACUAGGAAUGAGUUGGAGUAACAAAACCGGUUUGAAAGUAAGCACCAUGAACUAAGCUACGUAUGUAUGCAACGUCAGUAUUUUUCAAAUAUAAUGCCAGAUGGCUCACAAUUUGACAAGAAACACAAGUGACGCCACAGGGCAAGUUUGCCCCAGGGUCGUGGCAAGUUGGCACCCUAUACGAAAAUCACAUGUAAAUACCUUGAAAUACAUUUUUAUACACUUUUAAUUUAUUAAAUUGAUUUUUGAGAGUCUUUGAUUAAUAAAUAGUUCAAAUGAGGCAGAUUUAUUGAGAUUUCUGUACGUCAUGUAUAUGUGUUGUUUUGUUUUAAUUAAGAAUAAAAUAAUAAUGGUAUAAAGUAGGUUUUAAAAAAAUGAAAAUGUAUA
Molecule: messenger RNA, 1689 nt
Organism: Lingula anatina
Lineage: Eukaryota; Metazoa; Brachiopoda; Lingulata; Lingulida; Lingulidae
Biological process (GO): actin filament depolymerization
Cellular component (GO): actin cytoskeleton
Molecular function (GO): actin binding
Source: RefSeq, a predicted model, not a curated record